Messenger RNA from Sungouiella intermedia, 1059 nucleotides. The record is from the annotation of a GenBank genome assembly. Lineage: Eukaryota; Fungi; Ascomycota; Pichiomycetes; Serinales; Metschnikowiaceae.
AUGAGAUUCUUAUUCAUUGUCUGGUUACUCAGUGUAAGUGUCUGGGCCCUUGCCGUCCAAAAAGAGUUCCAAUCACCUAAGUACCAGUUGAGUGCCAGAGACGACACCGUCAGGCAGCUCAAGGUUGCGAAGGAUAUUUUAGGAGCACUUAAGAAGUUGACAGGUAAGGAUUCCAGUGAAGAUGAGUGCGAUUCGCAGCCACUUGAGGAUGAUGCAGAUAAAUCCAUCAACCAGGAAACUCCAGCAUCAGUACCAGUUGCACCAAUUCCUACUUCUGCUCCUCCUACUUCUGAACCUACUAAACCAGCACCCGGUCCUAAAAGUUCCCAAUCACCAAAAAGUUCUCCCAAACAAAAAGCUAAAUUGGCAGCUGCUUCGGCUAAAGUUAAGUUUUUGGAUUUUAUUAAAGCCAAGAUUGCUGGCCUUUUGUCCAAAGCUAAGCUGGCUGCCAAAGCCAUGGUACAGAAGAAAGUGAACAAAGUCAAAGAGGCUGCCGUCCAUAAGCUUUCACCUCCAGCCAAAAGAGAAUUGAGUGAAUGGGCCGACUUGGAAAAAAGUUUGGAGUCCAACAUUACAAAUUUUCAAUCGAACACUUCAAGCGCAUUAGCCACCAUGGAUUCAAGUGUUGCAGAUACCUUAGAUUCCAGAGGGUUGGAAGCCAGAACUACUACUGAGGACGUGAUGACACAAGUGUUUGUCGCACUCAAAAGGUCAGGACUCAUUAACUACGUGAUUCGUCUGUCACUUACUGACGAAGAGGUGAGGGCAGGAGUGGCUGACAUCACCAUUGAGUUGAUUCGCGCAGAUGUCAUUCCGUACAAUGAAGUUUUCCGCGCAUUGCAGGAGUCGGGGUUGGCAUUGGAUGUGGUGAGAUUUUCGCUUACAGAUUCUGAUACACGCCUGGGACUUGUGCAGUUGGUGAUGGAGUUGGUUCCACAGUUGGUGGAGAUAUGCUCGCCUUUUGCACUUUCACAGGCGGACUUUUCUGGUUUUGCCGCCGUGAGUUCUGCAAGUGUUGAAGUUUCGCCUCUGUCGUUAGCCGAGCCAACGUCAUCUUAA